Molecule: messenger RNA, 945 nt
Organism: Acanthosepion pharaonis
Lineage: Eukaryota; Metazoa; Mollusca; Cephalopoda; Sepiida; Sepiidae
Source: the annotation of a GenBank genome assembly
AUGAAUUUCUAUCAAAACGCGUCUUGCACGCUUAUAACACCAGUAUCUUCUCUUAACUUAUCUUUUCUUUCUUUCUUUCUUUCUUUCUUUCUUUCAUUUUUUUCUUUCUUUCGUUCUUUCUUUCUUUCUUUCUUUUUUCUUUCUUUCUCUCUCUCUCUCUAUCUAUCUAUCUUUCUUUCUUUCAUUCAUUCUUUUUUGAUACUAUCAUUCAUUAUUUUUCCUUCCUUCCUUCCUUCCUUCCUUCAUUCUUUCUUUCUUUCUGUUAUGACUUUCUUUCAUUCAUUUUUCAUUUAUUCAUUCUUUUUCAUUCUUCCUUUCAUUCAUUCAUUCUUAAAUUCAUUCAUUCUUUCUUUUUCUUUCAUUCAUUCAUUCCUUCUCCCCCCCCGCCUUUUCAGACCACAGUACAUCUUUUGGACUUCAUUUUCUCUGUUAUUAUUUCUCUUAAUCCAUUUAAUCUUUUAUCAUAACACACUUUUUAUUAUCUAUCUAUCUAUCUAUCUAUCUAUCUAUCUAUCUAUCUCAUUCUAUUCUUAUCUAUAUAUCUGUUUACAAUGUUUAUAUCUAUCUAUCUAUCUAUCUAUCUAUCUAUCUAUCUAUCUAUCUAUCUAUCUAUCUGUUUACAAUAUGUUUAUAUCUAUCUAUCUAUCUAUCUAUCUGUUUACAAUAUGUUUAUAUCUAUCUAUCUAUCUAUCUAUCUAUCUAUCUGUUUACAAUAUGUUUAUAUCUAUCUAUCUAUCUAUCUAUCUAUCUAUCUCAUCCUAUUCCUAUCUAUAUAUCUGUUUACAAUAUGUUCAUAUCUAUCUAUCUAUCUAUCUAUCUAUCUAUCUAUCUAUCUAUCUAUCUAUCUAUCCUUUUGUUACUCCGUGCUUCUACCAUUCUCACUCUUCCUGUUACCUCUUAUGCCGACACCGACCUUUUACUUUUCGCCCACUCCACUUGCAUUGA